Messenger RNA from Toxorhynchites rutilus septentrionalis, 792 nucleotides. It is a transcript of the gene Tmem18, whose product is annotated as transmembrane protein 18. The record is from RefSeq and is a predicted model, not a curated record. The transcript is spliced from 4 exons. Lineage: Eukaryota; Metazoa; Arthropoda; Insecta; Diptera; Culicidae. Gene Ontology annotation, cellular component: nuclear membrane. Bases 201 to 647 code for a protein of 148 amino acids.
CCCUGGAGUUGUCUGCUAUCCAAUCGUAAACUUAUCGGCUAACAAUGUUUCCAAAAGUAAACAAUACAACAGUGGAAUACAUUAAGUUGUGAAUUUUCCUUGAAAUUGUGAUAUCUGUCUGCAAUUUUAACUUUCGUUACACGCUCACAAGUGCGUUUUCAUAGUAGAAAAAAACGGAAUUGAUUUCACAUUAAAUCAACAUGAUCGAUCCCAAUUAUAUAGAAAUUAAUGAAAUCAAAGGGUUUCUAUCAUUUAUACAGAGUAUCGACUGGUAUGAUCCUUGGCUCAUCGGGCUAAUAGCGUUUCAUAUAUGUAUAACAACCACAGCUGUGUUAACGAGGAAAUGUGGAAAUUUUCAAGUUUUUCUUUUCCUAGUGUUGUUGUUAAUGGUAUACUUUUCGGAGAGCAUCAACGAGUACGCAGCUGUGAACUGGAGGAUUUUUUCGAAGCAACAAUAUUUCGACGACAAAGGUCUCUUUAUAUCAGUGGUGUUUUCUGUGCCAAUUUUACUAAACUGUAUGCUCAUGGUGGGUAGUUGGCAUUAUCAAUCCACCCAACUGAUGACUCGUCUUAAGACUGCUCAAUUGCGACAACAAAUACGACAAUCCAACAAUCGCAGGAGGAUACAGGAGCAAAAAGAAGAAUAAAAUCGACGCCUUAUUUGGAAUAGGAGCUUUAUUAGUGUGUUGUAGAUACUAAAUAUGAACAGUGUUGUUAAAACUGAAUGCGGGGCAAAAGUACAUCACCGUUUAUAUAUGUAUGUGUGUAUAAUAUAACGUUGCACUUAUUAUC